AUGGGACAAGGCCAGCAAGCUGUGCCUUGGGAGAGGAGGUGGGAGCAUGAGUACAUUUGCUUGGAAAAUAAGCAUUCUUGCAAGGAGCUGAUGGAGGAGAUGAAGAGCCCCAGCCCAGGGCUCACCGGCCUGAAGAAUCUGGGCAACACCUGCUACAUGAACACGAUUUUGCAGUGCCUCUGCAGUGUGCCACCACUUAUGGGCUAUUUCCUCUCAGAAGAUUACAAAGCAGACCUAGACAAGGAGAAUGAUGAGUCUGUGAAUGCCUUUGGCUGUUUGAUGUACGAUAUGUGGUUUGGAGAGCUCGACUGUGUUUCCCCACACCUGUUUUACUCAGUCUUUCGGAAGCGGUACUCCACCUUUGGUGAAAAGACUCAGCAGGACGCACAGGAGUUUCUGCUCUGUGUGCUGAAUGAGCUCCAUGAGGCUCUCAAGAAGUCAUGCAAAAGAAGAUGUGCAAUUAAUGCAGGAGCAAGUGGAGGGAGUAAAACAUCUGUGAUCACAGAGUUAUUUGAGGGGCAGCUCCGUUACCGUAUCGUCUGUCUGGACUGUGAGACCACCACCGACAGAUCCGAGAGCUUCACCGUUCUGUCCCUGCCCAUCCCUUCAAAGGACGCCUGCUCCCUGCAGGACUGUCUCAACUGCUUCUUCCAGCAGGAUACACUGACUUCCAACAACCAAGUCUACUGCUAUCGGUGUGGAACAACAAAAGAUGCUGCAGUGAAGGCCACCAUAACCAAGGCACCACAGGUCAUUGUUUUUCACCUGAAAAGGUUUGAAUGGCAAGGCAAAAACAAAGGCAAACUCUCAACUGACAUCUGCUACCCCCUCAGCAACCUGGAUCUCUCUGCUUACACUUCCCAGCUUUGCUCCAAGGAUGUGGAGUACAGUUUGUGUGCUGUAGUGGUGAGUUUUGCCUUUCCUGCUUUUGAUGCCCUUCCUCAGGGAGCAGAUGAAGCCUGUGUUAGUUUGGAUUUGAUAGACAUCAUUUAUAUAUUUUAUAGAUAUGUUUCUAGUACCUUUAACCACUCUGGGUUUCUGGAUGAUGGCCACUACACGGCCUUCUGCAAGAACUCCAUCACCAGGAACUGGUACAACUUUGAUGACACACGGAUCACUGAGAUCCCACCCUCCUCAGUGCAGACGAGCGCAGCUUAUCUCCUCUUCUAUAUCAGGCAGUGA
Messenger RNA from Colius striatus (speckled mousebird), 1182 nucleotides. It is a transcript of the gene USP50, whose product is annotated as ubiquitin specific peptidase 50. The record is from RefSeq and is a predicted model, not a curated record. Gene Ontology annotation, cellular component: dendritic spine; postsynaptic density; cytosol. Lineage: Eukaryota; Metazoa; Chordata; Aves; Coliiformes; Coliidae. Gene Ontology annotation, molecular function: cysteine-type deubiquitinase activity. Gene Ontology annotation, biological process: protein K63-linked deubiquitination; Ras protein signal transduction; endosome organization.